AUGCGCGCUUUGGAUGCGUCAAAAAAAGAAUACUUUGCUAUGGAGUCUUCGGGAACACGUGUGGCAAGCAAGCCACUAAGAUCGAAAGACGACGAGCGCGCGUUGCAGAUUAUGGAGGCGACCACAAGUUAUCGCCCGAUUGACAAACGUUGGCAAACUGGACUGUUAUGGAGGUUCGACAAAGUAGAUCUACCGGAUUCAUACUCAAUGAUCAUGAGGCGUCUUCAGUGUUUAGAAGCGAAAAUGGCAAAGGACAUCGACCUUAGAGCCUUUAUGUUGGACACUACGAAAAGCUAUGAAGAAAAGGGAUACAUCCGGAUUUUAACAGAAAGUGAGCUAAAUAAGGGUAAAAGUUCAUGGUUACUUCCUAUAUUUACAGGCACUAACCCAAACAAGAACAAGACGAGGCUGGUCUGGGAUGCAGCUGCGAAAGUCAAAGGCACGUCAUUGAACGACGUCUUGCUAAAGGGCCCGGACAUACUGGCAUCUCUAGUUGGCGUGCUAAUACGUUUUCGGGAGCGACCAGUAGCAGUGGCUGGUGACAUAAGUGAGAUGUUUCACCAAGUAAGAGUGCGCCCAGAGGACCAGACGGCUCAGAAGUUUCUAUGGCGCAGUGGAAACUCUGCUAAAGCGGCAGAAACGUUCGUGAUGCAGGUUAUGACAUUCGGGGCUUCCUGCUCGCCGGCCUUAGCUAAUUACAUAAAGAAUCGCAACGCAGAGUGGUUCAGAAAAGAAUCUCCAAGAGCCGUUGCGGCCAUUUGUAGAAACACGUUUGUCGACGACUGGCUCGAGUCGACAAACACCAAAGACGAGUUGACGGAGUUGGCCCUGGAGGUGCAGAGCAUUCACUUGGAUGGUGGAUUCAACAUGAGGCGCUGGACCUCGAAUUCUCCGAGCGUAGUGAGAGCGCUCACGAACCAGGAAGGAGACGUGCCUAGGGUGCUAGAGGCGCCCAAAGUUGAGACAUUUUUCAGAUUAUAUAUUCGCGAACGGCCAGAUAUAUCGUAG
Drosophila willistoni is the source of this 1008-nucleotide messenger RNA. RefSeq lists its product as uncharacterized. The transcript has a single exon. NCBI's taxonomy places the organism in Eukaryota, Metazoa, Arthropoda, Insecta, Diptera, Drosophilidae. The record is from RefSeq and is a predicted model, not a curated record. The coding region runs from base 1 to 1008 and encodes 335 amino acids.